AUGCAGUGUUAUACGGAGCUCACAGCUCCUACAGCUGUCACCCACUCACUUACUUUACCCUUUCUCUCCCAUGACAGCAAUAACCUAGUCAUUGCGAAGGGCUCCCUGCUGCAAAUAUUCGGGACGAAGGCGAUUCCAGUCGAGGUCGACAACGCGCUGCGACAGGAUUCUCCCUCGAACACGACACCCUCACUCGCUUUCGAAAGCCGCCGGGGCGACGAUGACCACCUCGAGUCUUCACUUUUGGCGGAGGGUAUCCAUCGAGCAGACAGAGGCAACAACACUAAGCUUGUCCUCGUCGCCGAGUACCCUCUUGCCGGCACCGUAUGUGGGCUAGCUGCAGUUAAUAUCCAGGGCAGCAAGUCCGGAGGUCAUGGUCUAUUGGUCGCCUUGCAGACCGCGAAGACAUGUCUAGUGCAAUGGAAUCCCGAUACUCACACCAUUAUCGACACAUCGGUGCAUUUCUACGAGAAUGAAGACGGUUCUUCGUUUGACCUUCCCCUCUCCGAAUACGAGACAGUUCUGCAGGCGGACCCCGGCAGCAGAUGCGCGGCCAUGAAAUUCGGCCUCCGGAGCCUUGCGAUUCUGCCGUUCAAACAAGCAAGCGCGGACAUAGAGAUGGAUGAUUGGGAUGUGGAUUUAGACGGACCUCGACCCGCUAAGGAAGCGCCUCCUGAAGCCUCAGACAAGGCCACCACCAAUGGUGUUAUUAAAGAAACGCCUUACACCGAAUCGUUUGUCCUCCGAUUCCCUCAGCUCGAUCCAAAGCUUCUAUUCCCUGAGCAUUUCGCCUUCUUAUACGAAUAUCGAGAGCCAACGUUUGGCAUCCUAUCUUCGACUCAACAAGAAGCCUACUUCCUUAGCCGCAAGGACCACAUGUCAUAUAAAGUCUUUACUUUAGACCUGCAUCAGCGCGCGUCAACUACCAUUCUUGCUGUGGACAACCUCCCUGACGACGUACAUCGUGUCAUACCACUCCCCGCUCCCGUUGGAGGCGCGCUUCUAGUUGGCGAUAACGAGUUGAUCCACAUCGACCAGUCCGGUAGAGCCAAUGGUGUCGGUGUCAACCCGUUUGCGAAGAUAUGUACCGCAUUCCCACUCGCGGAUCAAAGCAGCCUUCAUCUACAGCUUGAGCACUGCGUGAUUGAGCAGCUAGCUCCUGAAUCGGCAGAGCUACUCAUGGUCUUGAAUACUGGUAAGAUGGCGAUUAUCAGCUUCAAGAUAGAUGGCCGAACCGUAACCGGAGUCAGCGUGAGAAUAAUCUCACAAGAAUGCGGUGGAAACAUCAUACCCUCGAGGAUUUCGUGCAUCUCUAAGGUUGAUAAGCAAGCGCUUUUCAUCGGAAGUACUACUAGCGACUCACUCGUGGUGGGAUGGACCAGGAAGCACAGCCAAUCCGCGAGAAGGAAAUCACGUCUUGUCGACCCGUCACUUGAGUAUGAGCUAGAUGACCUUGAUAUUGAGGACGAGGAUGAUGAUGAUGACCUUUACGGCGAUUCCACGAGUCCAAGCUCAGUCGGAAACCAGAACGGGACCAAUGGGCCAGUCAAGGAUGGAGACCUGAUCUUCCGUGUACAAGAUACCCUUCCGAGUAUUGCUCCAAUACGGGAUAUCUCCCCCGGACGAGCAGCUUUCUUCCCAAAUAGCGAAGAGAAGAGGAACUCUGAGGGCGUAGUUAGCCCGUUGCAACUUGCCUGCGCCGUCGGUCGAGGUAACGCCGGAUCAAUCGCCAUCCUAAACAAGAAUAUCCAGCCAAACGUCAUCGGACGCUUCGAGUUCCCAGAGGCGAGGGGAAUAUGGACCAUGUCAGUCCAGAAACCGAUCCCCAAGGCGCUGCAGGCGGAGAAGGAGAUCUCGGCUGCUAUCGGGAGCGAUUACGGAGCUGCGGCGGAAUUUGAUCGGUUUAUGAUUGUCGCCAAGGUUGACCUUGAUGGCUACGAGACCUCAGACGUCUACGCCGUGACUGCCGCGGGAUUCGAGGCUCUUACGGGCACCGAGUUUGACCCUGCCGCGGGAUUCACCGUGGAGGCUGGAGCUAUGGGCAAGCACAAGAGGGUAAUUCAAGUUUUGAAGUCCGAGGUGCGGUGCUACGACGGAGAUCUUGGCCUCUCACAAAUCAUUCCUAUGCUCGACGAAGAGACGGGAGCGGACCCCCGUGUCGUCAGCGGCAGCAUUGCGGAUCCUUUCCUAUUGCUCAUCCGAGAUGACUCCAGUGUGUGGAUCGCGCAGAUCGAUAACAACUGCGAGUUGGAGGAGAUGGAGCGAAUUGAUGACAAACUUACUUCCACAAAGUGGUUAAGUGGAUGCCUCUACACCGACACUGAAGGGCAUUUCAUAAAGGAUCGACAGUCGCCUAACUCGCCGAAUAUAUUGGCGUUCCUUGUUAAUACUGCCGGCGCCUUAUACGUCUACUCCUUACCUGAUCUAAGCAAACCCAUCUUCGUUGCAGAAGGGCUCGCAUACCUACCUCCAUUCUUGUCUACAGAUUUCAGCACCCGAAGGGGGACUCCUAAGGAGAGCCUCACAGAGGUGCUAGUCACCGAUCUGGGUGAUACCACCUACAAGUCGCCAUAUCUAAUCGUUCGAAAUUCUACAAACGACCUCACUAUAUACCAGCCCAUUCUCCGCCAGGGUGGGGAUAGCUUUAGCAAGGCCUUGCACUUCAAGAAACUGCGCAAUCCCGCUCUCGCUUCGAAUCCUGAGACCCCAGCACCUCAGGAUGAUACCACGCCACAGGAGCCACGUUUUGUCCCGCUCCGCGCCUGUGCCAACGUCGGAGGAUACAGCACAGUGUUCCUCCCAGGUACCUCGCCCAGUUUCCUCAUGAAAAGCAACAAGAGCACCCCCAAGCUCAUUGGCCUCCAAGGGCGCAGUGUGCGGGGCAUGAGCUCUUUCCACACGGAGGGUUGUGAGAGGGGAUUCAUCUAUGCGGACUGCGAGGGAAUUGCGCGAGUUACUCAGCUUCCGGCGAAGACUAGCCUUGCGGAGCUGGGCAUCUCGGUCCGCAAGAUACCACUCAACUUCAACGUGAAGCAGAUCGCGUAUCAUACCGCGAUGGAGAUAUACGCCGUGGGCGGAAGCGUUCUCGAACCGUUUGAACUUCCCAAAGACGACGAGCACCGCAAGGAGUGGACUCGGGAAAAUAUCGACAUGAAACCAAUGGUCGAACGCGGGGUGGUCAAACUGGUCAACCCUGCUAAUUGGAGCGUCAUCCAGACUAUUGACUAUGAGCCGUUCGAGGAUGUGCUAUGUCUCAAGGCCCUCAACCUCGAGGUGUCCGAGGUCACCAAGGAAAGACGCCAGCUCGUCGUCGUGGGCACGGGUACGCGAAAGGGCGAGGACCUGCCGAUCCGCGGCAGAGUCUACGUCUACGACGUGGUGGCCGUCAUCCCGGAGGCAGGAAGACCAGAAACGAAUAAGAAGCUCAAGCUCAUCGCCAAGGAGGACAUCCCCAGGGGCGCCGUGACGGCCGUGAGCGAGAUCGGCACUCAGGGGCUGAUGCUCGUGGCGCAAGGCCAAAAGUGCAUGGUCCGCGGUCUCAAGGAGGAUGGUUCGCUGCUUCCCGUGGCCUUCAUGGAUAUGAGCUGCUACGUUACCGCUGCGAAGGAACUACGGGCUUCGGGGCUCUGCGUCAUGGCUGAUGCGGCUAAGGGCGUGUGGUUUACGGGGUGCACCGAGGAGCCGUAUCGUAUGCAGCUGUUUGGAAAGAGCACGACUAACCUCGAGGUGGUGACGGCGGAUUUCCUUCCUGAUGGGAAGAACCUGUAUCUAGUGGCGGCGGACAUGAAUGGCGAGAUCCACGUCUUCCAAUACGAUCCCGAACACCCCAAAUCCCUCCAAGGCCAUCUCCUCCUCCACAAAACAACCUUCUGCACCUCCUCCAACGGCCCCACCGUAACCCUCCUCCUCCCCCGCACAACAACCACGUCCUCCUCCGCUUCCAACCCCCUCCAACCCCCGCAACAAAACGGCCACGACCCGGGAACCUUCCAAACCCACAUCCUCCUCAUGGCCUCCGAAAGCGGCAUGCUCUCGACCAUCUCGCCCCUUCCCGAAGCCGCCUACCGCCGCCUCCUAUCCCUGACGGCGCAGCUCGUCACGGCCCUGCCGACGGCUGCGGGCACAAAUCCCAAGGCGUACCGCAUGCCGCAUCCCGCAGCGGGUACCGUGGGUGUGGACACCGCUAGCGGAAGGACGAUGAUUGACGGGGCUGUGUUGGCGCGGUGGGGGGAGUUGGGGACGGGGAGGAGGGCGGAGUUGGCGGGACGGACGGGGUAUGCGGGUGUUGAGCAGGUUAGGGGGGAGUUGGAGUCGUUGUUGGGGUGGGCGGGACUUGCGUAUUAUUGA
Scedosporium apiospermum is the source of this 4347-nucleotide messenger RNA. RefSeq names its product Protein cft-1. The transcript has 5 exons. NCBI's taxonomy places the organism in Eukaryota, Fungi, Ascomycota, Sordariomycetes, Microascales, Microascaceae. The coding region runs from base 1 to 4347 and encodes 1448 amino acids. Gene Ontology annotation, molecular function: protein binding; nucleic acid binding. Gene Ontology annotation, cellular component: nucleus; mRNA cleavage and polyadenylation specificity factor complex. The record is from RefSeq and is a predicted model, not a curated record.